This is a messenger RNA of Equus quagga, 2027 nucleotides long. It is a transcript of the gene MCOLN1, whose product is annotated as mucolipin TRP cation channel 1. The record is from RefSeq and is a predicted model, not a curated record. The transcript is spliced from 14 exons. The coding region runs from base 125 to 1867 and encodes 580 amino acids. Lineage: Eukaryota; Metazoa; Chordata; Mammalia; Perissodactyla; Equidae. Gene Ontology annotation, cellular component: plasma membrane; lysosomal membrane. Gene Ontology annotation, molecular function: NAADP-sensitive calcium-release channel activity.
CCCGGGUCACGUGAGCGCGCGCGGGUCAGCUGACGCGGGCGGGUUUGAAGCUGCGCCGCGAGCGAGCCAGGCCGCGGCCACUGCGGGCUCGGACCCCGGCUGCCCCGCGGCGCCCGCCGGCGGCAUGGCAGCCCCCGCGGGCAGGCGCGGCUCAGAGACCGAGCGUCUCCUGAGCCCCAGCCCCGGGUAUGGGACCCAGGCGGGGGCCUCGCCACCCCCGCUGACCCCUCCGGAGGAGGAAGACCUCCGCCGCCGUCUCAAAUACUUCUUCAUGAGCCCCUGUGACAAGUUCCGGGCCAAGGGUCGCAAGCCCUUCAAGCUGAUGCUGCAAGUGGUGAAGAUCCUGGUGGUCACUGUGCAGCUCAUCCUGUUCGGGCUCAGCAACCAGCUGGCGGUGACGUUCCGGGAGGAGAACACGGUGGCCUUCCGCCACCUCUUCCUGCUGGGCUACUCCGACGGGGCGGACGACACCUUCGCCGCCUACACACGGGAGCAGCUCUACCAGGCCAUCUUCUAUGCCGUGGACCAGUACCUGUUGCUCCCUGACGUGUCCCUGGGCCGCUAUGCCUAUGUCCGGGGCGGGGGCGGCCCCGAGGCCAACGGCUCGGCCCUGGCCCUCUGCCAGCGGUACUACCACCGAGGCCACGUGGACCCGGCCAACGACACCUUUGACAUCGACCCGAUGGUCGUCACUGACUGCAUCCGGGUGGACCCCCCCGAGAGACCCCCAGUGCCCCCCAGUGACGAUCUCUUCCUCUCCGACGGCAGCGCCAGUUACAGGAACCUCACCCUCAAGUUCCACAAGCUGAUCAACGUCACCAUCCUCUUCCAGCUGAAGACCAUCAACCUCCAGAGCUUGAUCAACAAUGAGAUCCCAGACUGCUACACCUUCACUGUGCUGAUCACCUUUGACAAUAAGGCGCACAGUGGGCGGGUCCCCAUCAGCCUGGAGACCCAGGCCCACAUCCAGGAGUGCAAGCACCCCAGCGUCUUCAGACAUGGAGACAACAGCUUCCGGCUCCUGUUUGACGUGGUGGUCAUCCUUACCUGUGCCCUCUCCUUCCUGCUGUGCGCCCGCUCACUGCUCCGCGGCUUCCUGCUGCAGAACGAGUUUGUCGGGUUCAUGUGGCGGCACCGGGGUCGGGUCAUCAGCCUGUGGGAACGGCUGGAAUUUGUCAACGGCUGGUACAUCCUGCUGGUCACCAGCGACGUGCUCACCAUCUCGGGCACCAUCAUGAAGAUCGGCAUCGAAGCCAAGAACCUGGCGAGCUAUGACAUCUGCAGCAUCCUCCUGGGCACCUCCACGCUGCUCGUCUGGGUCGGGGUCAUCCGCUACCUGACCUUCUUCCAUAAGUACAAUAUCCUCAUCGCCACGCUGCGGGUGGCCCUGCCCAGCGUGAUGCGCUUCUGCUGCUGCGUGGCUGUCAUCUACCUGGGCUAUUGUUUCUGCGGCUGGAUCGUGUUGGGGCCUUACCACGUGAAGUUCCGCUCGCUGUCCAUGGUGUCGGAGUGCCUGUUCUCGCUCAUCAACGGGGAUGACAUGUUCGUGACCUUCGCGGCCAUGCAGGCGCAGCAGGGCCGCAGCAGCCUGGUGUGGCUCUUCUCCCAGCUCUAUCUGUACUCCUUUAUCAGCCUCUUCAUCUACAUGGUGCUGAGUCUCUUCAUUGCCCUCAUCACCGGCGCCUACGACACCAUCAAGCACCCGGGCGGUGUGGGCACAGAGGUGAGCGAGCUCCAGGCCUACAUCGCGCAGUGCCACGACAGCCCCACCUCCGGCAAGUUCCGCCGCGGGAGCGGCUCAGCCUGCAGCCUGCUGUGCUGCUGCGGCAGGGACUCGGAGGAGGAGCGUUCGCUGCUGGUGAAUUGACUCGGAUCACGACUGUCACUGGACAUUAGCCCCCGGACUGCGGAGACCCCUGCUUAUUUAUUUUUUAGGUUUGCUUUUAAGGACCGGCUCCCUGCUGCGCCCUGUGAGGGCCUGGGCCAGUCGGGUCGGACACUGAGGUGGGUGGGUGUCAAAUAAACGG